Drosophila innubila is the source of this 5383-nucleotide messenger RNA. It is a transcript of the gene SCAP, whose product is annotated as sterol regulatory element-binding protein cleavage-activating protein. Gene Ontology annotation, molecular function: sterol binding; protein binding. Lineage: Eukaryota; Metazoa; Arthropoda; Insecta; Diptera; Drosophilidae. The coding region runs from base 1057 to 4947 and encodes 1296 amino acids. The record is from RefSeq and is a predicted model, not a curated record. The transcript has 7 exons. Gene Ontology annotation, biological process: SREBP signaling pathway. Gene Ontology annotation, cellular component: Golgi membrane; endoplasmic reticulum membrane.
GGGCAGCCUUGGUUUAGAUUGGCACAGCUGAUCAAUGUUGUUCUUAUUAGAACGAUAACUUUAUCGUGCCGUGGAGUUCGCUCAAGCUGAGGCAGCUUAAAAAAAAAACGUGUUUAAUAAAUUCGCAAACUGUGCAUAUUUUCGAUACAACAGGGUGCAUAUCUCCCAAAUAUUACAAAAGAAAUCAAAAAUAAUAUUAUGCAUAAGGCAAGAAAAUAAAAAACCGCUAAGCAAAAGUUUUGCGUCGCAGCUGUGCAAAAAUACCAAAUAGGGAAAAGGAAAAAAGCAAACGAAAAAAAAGUGCCUCGUAAUUGAUAAAUGUAAAAAUACACACUGAAAAGCAUUUCUUGUGCUUUUAUUUAUGAUAAUUUGAUAACAAUAAGCAGCGGCAAUAACAAAUAGGCGCUGAAUACGCCGAUGAGCGCGUCACAAUUGUGACUCGUCUGUGUGUUUCUUUUGGGUUUGAGUGUGUGCAUGCGUGCGGCCAACGAAGAUGCGCGAAAAUGUCAAUUAAUUGCUCGCAGCGAAAACGACAAGAACAACAAGAAGCAUAGGAACAGCAGCGUCGGCGUCGGCAGUGACUGCAAAAUUAGACGGCGCAAAUAAACGUGGGGCCAAAAGGUGCGAAUGAAGCGCAAGAAAAAGAAAAAUCAAUAGGCAACAGAAUGCAAAAAAUGUGUCGAUAUUGUUGUUGUUGUAACGAAUAUCAAAGCUACAGAACCGCCAAUAACCAUAACAAUAACAACAACAAAUACAAUAAAUGCGGUAAAAAUCAACGCUAUUAAUAAAUAAUAUUAAAGUAUGUGUUGCCUACGCAAAAUGAUGCGUUGCAUAUGCCAAAUUGCGUAAUAUUUGCCAAUAAAAAAAACGGUCAAAAUCUUAAACUCCGUCAAGUUGACUUUUUGAACCAAACUUAAAGUUCACCAACUCUCUCUCUCACCUUACAAUUGUGUCAGUGCGUGUAGGUGUGUGUGUGCUUACUUCCGUGUAAAUUUCGGCUGCGCUCUCUGUCUGCGCGCGUGUGUGUGUGUGUGUGUGUGUGUGCAUGAGAGAGGCAUGGCAGCCGCAACAGAUGGCUCUGCCAAGACAGCGGCAGCGGCUGCUGCGUCCGCAUCGUUGCCAUUGACAGCAAACGGCAGCAGCGGCGCUGGCAGCACAAACAAAUCGCCAAAAAUGAAAAUAAACUCCCAGCCGGUGACCACAACAUCAUCAUCAUCCGGUCUGCCAGCUUCUGUCUCGCAUUUCUACUACAAGCAUGGCCUCUUUCUGUCCAGCUAUCCAACGUGCGCCUCCAGCAUUGCCCUCAUGGCAAUAUUGCUUUCGUGUUAUCCAUUGAUGAACAUACCGUUACCUGGCACCAUACCCACCAAAAUAGUGCUACCCUAUGAGGGACGCUACACGCCUCUCUUUGGCGAGGCAUCAGCGACAUUAUCAACCGCCUUUAAUCAAAGUGGAAGCAGUGCAGCAGCUGGAGGAUCAACAUCUACAACACAAACAACACCAUCGCCCCCUCCACUGUUGAAUGGCAGCAGCAGCAGCGAUCGGGGAAGUCUGCCCUGGGCACAGAGCAAUCCGGCAUUGUACGUGCAACAGAUUACGUUGCGGGUUAGCGUGUUGCCCUGGUCCGAUGAGAUGCAGCUAAUGGAUGCGUUUCGAGCGCCGCUUUAUGAAGUUUUUAAAUUGCUCGAAAUUGUACGCAAUCAUCAGAGCAGCGAGAAUCAGCGCACACUGGAGCAAAACUGUCUGCAUGUGGAGAAUGUUAAACGUGGUGCCCAGGGUCAUCUGGAUCAGAUCUUUCCCGAAUACGGCUGCCUUUUACUAUCGCCCGCAAAUCUUUGGACACAAAAUGCCCAGAACUUUACCAGAGAUACAAACAUAUUGAACACCAUCUUUCAGUAUCAUAAUCUACAGAAAUCGAAAGUUUCGACAGCGGAAAUGCUUUUUGGAUUGCCCAUGCAGGAUACGGGAUUCAAGCGUUAUCCACUCCGUGCUCGCUCCCGGAUCAUACAGUAUGCGAUGACGCUGAUCCUCAAGCAGAACGAUGCCGAGUAUCUGGAGACGCUGAAGGAGAAGCUCCUGCGAUAUUAUCCACCAUUGACAGCGGUGCCGUCUGGAGUGGAGGAGGAGCCAUCGACGAUAACGUACAUCUUUUAUCCGGGGGAGUACAAAAUCUGGGAGUUUCUGCCCUUAUCCGUGGCCUUUGUCCUGGUCUUUGUGUACGUGUACUUCUCCGUGCGUAAGAUCGAUGUGUUCCGUUCCCGUGUCCUGCUGGCGCUUUGCAGUGUGAUCACCACAUUGGGCAGCCUGGCCAUGUCGCUGGGAUUGUGCUUCUUUUUUGGAUUGACAAUCUCAUUGCAGUCGAAGGAUAUAUUCCCGUACCUGGUUAUAUUGGUGGGAUUGGAGAACAGUUUGGUGAUCACCAAGAGCGUUGUUUCCAUGGACGAGACCUUCGAUGUGAAGAUCCGCGUGGCGCAGGCUCUCAGCAAGGAGGGUUGGCACAUAACCAAGACCCUGCUGACGGAGAUUACCAUAUUGACCAUUGGAUUGGCCACCUUUGUGCCCGUCAUCCAGGAGUUUUGCAUCUUUGCCAUCGUUGGUCUCAUCUCCGACUUUAUGCUUCAGAUGCUGCUCUUCUCCACCAUUCUGGCCAUGAAUAUCAAGCGGACGGAGUACACCACAGAGGCAAAGCAUCUGCCCAAGAUGAUGCUUAGCUGUACGCUGGGAAAUGGACAGCACGGAUCUGGUUCAUUGGGUCGUCAGGAAUUUCGUUUCUUUGGAGCAGCGCUGCCAACGCUUCCGCCUUUUGUGCCAGGCACCUUUCAGCGUUCCCAAUCGCAUCCGAAGCUGUGCUUUGCCGAUGGCGUUGGCGCCGAUCGAGCCACGCUGGUGAAUGGACAUGCCGGACAUGGAACACAGGAACCGCGUAUUCCCAAACGCAUUAAGAUUGUGAAUUUCUGGGCACGCACACGUUUCUUUCAGCGCGCCUUCAUGAUCUGGAUGAGUGUCUGGAUCUGCUCGAUUGUAUACAAUUCGGGCUGCUUGGAGCAGCUGUUCAGCAUGCAGAGCAACGGCACUAUGAGCACCGCCUACGAGCUGCAGCGCCAUCUGCAGGCAACUCGCGGUGCCGUCAGCAGUUUCUUGCAGGGAUUCAAGCCGACGGGCGAGCGGCCACUGGGAAGCACACCCAACUAUGUGACACCAGCGACUGAGCGCGAGGAGACACUGCACGAGAUUAAUGAGACGGCGGCUGAGCUGCUUCGACUGAGAUAUCCCAACUUUGAGCUUAACUAUUUUCUGUCCAACUUCCAUUGGUCGACCAUCAUGAAGCAGUACAAUGUAACACUCAGUGGACAAUAUGUGACCCUGCUGCCGACCAUACGACUGACACAUGCCAUAUCGCCGGAAUUGGCGACACUAUUGCGCAAUCCGCAGGAGCAACUGCAGCAGAAUUUUCAGUGGAAGGCUCUGGCUGCAGCACUCGAUCCGCUGGACUUUAAUGAUGACGAUGCGAGACGCGAGUCACCGAUGGUUAUGCAGGGCGGGAUGCCCCUGGUGCCCAAGAGUCCCAUGGAGAUCUUCUUUGCCAUUCUGCUGUGCUGCAUCAGCAUCUUUGUGCUCUGCUACACAAUGGUUGUCUUCUAUCGUUGCAUCUGCACCCGCAACUAUGCCGAGUGGCGUUCCAGCUGGAAUGAAUCGGAGGCGCCACACACACAAACCGAGCAUAUACUGGAGGGUGUGCCCACCCAGAUUGCUGGUCACAAGCAUCGGAUUGAGUGCCUCGUCUCGGAUGGCAAUUACAUCAUCAGUUGCUGCCUGAAGGGACAGAUUCGUGUCUGGGAUGGACGCAGUGGCGAGCAGUUGACCAGCAUUGAACGCAACGAUAUGCAGAUUGCCCAACCACGUCAGGAUGGUCAGACUCUGCUGCGCAAGCUGCACAGUUCGCCGGUUUGGUGUCUGGACUACUUUGAUAAUCUCAUUGCCGUUGGCUGUGCCAAUGGACGGGUCGAACUGUGGGAGGCACCCGCCGGAGUGCUCAAGUGUGCCUAUCAGGAGGAUGCCAAAAGGAAUCAGGGCAUCACUCACAUCCAUCUGAAUGGCGAUCGAGUGAUUGUGGCUCGACUGAAUGGACGUCUUGAUUUCUAUCGUCUGGAGACCUAUUACAAGGGCAAACAGAUCGAUUGGGGAUUCACCUCCGCCUACAGACGCACGCACGUACGCACCGGCUCCACAGGCAGCCUGGGGUUAAUGCUGCAACAGCAGCAGCGCAGUCAACAGGAUGCAGCGCAGAAGACAACCAAGGAGGAGAUGAAGAUCACACUGGAGGGCGUGAGAUUGGCACAUCAACAGCCCAUCACAUGUAUGCAGGUGGUCAAUGAUAUGGUGUUUACCGGCAGCCAAGAUCACACUCUCAAGGUUUAUUGCCUUAACAAGUCGGAUGUGGAGUACACGCUGCAUGGACAUUGCGGUCCGAUAACCUGCCUCUUUGUCGAUCGCUGGCAGCCUGGCACUGGCGGAUCUGGCUCACAGGAUGGUCUACUGUGUGUCUGGGAUCUGUUUACGGGCGCCUGCAUGUACAAUAUACAAGCGCAUGACGGUGCCGUCAGCUGUCUGGCCUGUGCGCCCAGCUAUGUCAUCUCAUUGGGCACCGAUGAGCGUAUAUGCGUUUGGGAACGCUUUCAGGGCAAUCUACUGACCACCAUUAACAUCUCGAAUGCCUAUUCCAGUUUGUUAAUGCUAACGCCAUCGCUCUUGGUCACCAGCAAGAUGGGAUCGCUCAUUGUGUGGGAUGUGCGAACGGGUCAGCCAGCACGUGAGGUCAAACUGGACUUUGCCAAUCUGCAGCUGUGUCCCAAAAUCAUGAUGCUCGCCUGCGACUCCGUUGUCUGCGACUACGGCAAUGAAAUACGCGUUGUCCGGUUUCCCAUUGUGGCCGACAAGUGCCACUAAAAGCCGUCAUGAAUUUAUUUUCUAGAACUAUGCAUUAAGUUAACUAUAGAUUCAAGCAACAGAAUCAUUCUGUUUUGUCUGAUAUAAUUUGUAAUUUAAUCUUACUGACGCAUUCAUUAAUUUAUAAUCUAAAACUUUAAUUUGUAAUCCGUGGCGUUGUGUUUAUUCCUUUAUACGGAUACCAAGAGUAAUAUAUCUAGAUAUAUAUGGAAUAUAUAUUUUAUAAUAUACAUUGAAUGUAUAUAGUCUAAUAUAAACAUAUUCAAUUAACAUUUAUAUAUUUUUGCAUAAUACCAUACAUAGUGUCUUAAAACGCCUCAGCAUAACAUUAAACGACUAAAUGUUAAAUUAUCUAUAUUUUAUAUAUUUAUUAGACUCAUUGUACGCUUAAUUUUCUAUGUGAAAAGUAAAUCUGAAAAAAAAAAAUGCUUCACUA